Molecule: messenger RNA, 1117 nt
Organism: Aricia agestis (brown argus)
Lineage: Eukaryota; Metazoa; Arthropoda; Insecta; Lepidoptera; Lycaenidae
Gene: BORCS6
Product: BLOC-1-related complex subunit 6
Exons: 1
Coding region: 117-851 (244 amino acids)
Biological process (GO): lysosome localization
Cellular component (GO): BORC complex
Source: RefSeq, a predicted model, not a curated record
AGUUUUAAAAUUAUUAAGCUGCACAGUCAGAAAAAAUUCAAUAAUAUACUUGAAACAUGCCAAAGACUUACUAAAAUUUGGUGAAAAGUUCUUUGAUCUACAUUAAUUAAAUCAGUAUGAGCGAUCCACGAAAGGCGUUGUCGCCUCACAUUGCUCAACUGGAAGAAAAAUCCAGCAAGGACGGAGACGAUUUGGACGAUGAGGUAUCAGCACGCAUGACCGCUUCUUACAGCGAAAUAUCAUUCCAUUCCGAUAAUGGCCCUGAGACACCAAACGAGGAGGACACGAAAGCUGGACCUUCGAGACCAUUCAACUUGCCCUCCGAGAACAGAAAACAAAACAAACCAUUAGACAUCGACGGUCACGUCAGAUACGAAGGCGACAUGACGCACUACGUAGCCGACGACUUAGAAUUUAAGAUUAAGUUAUCGAGCCCCAUUUCAAAAAAAGGUGAAACACCCAUUUUCGGUAGCUCAAGUGCGUCACGGUCCAGCACACCUUCCGGCAAGCUGUACCGCCAGAUACUGGCACCGCAGAUUGGCCAAAUAGAUAUAACAGUAUUGAACGAUCUAGAAUACGAGGCACAAAAAAUAGCACAGUCCGUAGAUAAUUUAAUUGAAAACUUAUCGAGUAUUCUGCAUUCUAAUUCAUCCCUGACAGCAGAGAACAUGGAGGUGUAUAGAGACGCAGUUGGUAAAACUUGUGACGCUAUGGACAACAACAUCAAAAGCAUGUACACAAUUCUGGCUAAAGGUGAAGAAGUGUCUCAAGCUAUGGUCCCUGUACAAGCUCAAGCAGCAAGAAUUGCAGAAAUUAAGACAUUGCUACAAAUUUUUGAAAGUCAUUUUUAGUUUGUAUGAAAAAUAUAUAGAGCAAAAUAGUAAAAGUAUUUAAUAAAGUUGAAGGGUGAGCUUUUUAUGGAUUAAGAUAAGAAAGAAAUGUAAGACUUGUCACCUGAGUGUAUAAAGUUGUGAAUGAUGAAUAAAACCUAUGAUAAACAUUAUGGAAUGUAUGUAAAAAAUAAGUAAUUUGUUACUUUUUUUUUUUAUCUGUCGCCGGGAUUAAUUAUGUAUAUUAGGGAUAGGAAUUCUGUAUUAAACUAUUUAGGUAUUUUUUU